GUGCCAAAAGGCAGAAAAUGCUGCAGGAUCAGCCAGGGGAAGCAGCUCUGGCCACAGCGCCAGCAAGUGAGGCAGCAAAAGAUGAGGCCGAUGUGAAGCCACUGGAAGUUGAAGAUGGCGACUCUGAGGAUGGCUUGGUGACCAUCACUGAGAAGAACCAGACUGUGGUGCUUGAGGGCUAUGGAGAUGUUGUGCCACGACAUUGGCAGCAUCGCCUGGAGAGAAUGAUCCCU
Durusdinium trenchii is the source of this 233-nucleotide messenger RNA. Lineage: Eukaryota; Dinophyceae; Suessiales; Symbiodiniaceae. The record is from the annotation of a GenBank genome assembly.